GGGGCGCAGAGGAGCGCGUGUCUUCGCGUUGACGCGCACGGUGGGGGAAGUGGGAAAGACGGAAGACGGGACGUUGAAUUAAAGAAAAUAAAACUAACAACUUGCAAACUUUUAGCUUCUGGGAUAGAAAUUCAGCCGCUUAUUAUGUUACACGAGAUGUGGUUAUUUCUUUCGAUACUCAUCUAGUUAGGAGACCAAACGCCCUGAUUGCAUUCAGUCACUGCUUGUAAGCCGCUACAGGACCAGCGGGAAUUCUUGAAGCCAAGAAAGUGUUCCAGAGUCACAAUUGCAGCUAAAGUGCUGUGUAAAAAAACAAACAGUUUUUCUGGUGCAGCUCCAGUUCGUUGGCUAAACGGGACUCUAUUUCCUGCUGGAGUAAAGUUUGGCCUGCUGUGGAAGCUGCUACUAAUAAACAAACAUGUCGGCCCAGGCGCAGAUGAGAGCCAUGCUGGACCAGCUCAUGGGGACGGGGAGAGACGGAGACACUAUGCGGCAGAGAAUCAAAUUUUCAGAUGAGCAGGUCUGCAAGAGUCACCUAUUGGAUUCAUGUCCUCAUGACAUUCUGUCAGGCACUAGAAUGGACCUGGGAGAGUGUGUAAAAGUCCAUGAUCUGGCUCUCAGAGCAGAUUAUGAGAUUGCCUCCAAGAAGCAGGAGUUCUUCUUCGAACUGGAUGCUGCUGAACACCUUCAGUCUUUCAUCGCCGACUGUGAUCGUAGGACAGAGUUGGCCAAGAAGAGACUGGCUGAGACGCAAGAUGAGAUCAGCGCCGAAGUGUCUGCAAAGGCUGAACGUGUGCAUGAGCUGAAUGAAGAGAUUGGGAAGCUGCUAGCCCGGGCAGAGCAGCUUGGCAGUGAGGGAAACGUGGACGAGGCUCAGCAGUUGUUGGAUAAAGUGGAGACGACUCGGGCUUUGAAGAGAGAAGCAGAGGACGUGUACAGGAAUUCAAUGCCGGCCUCCAGCUUUCAACAACAAAAACUGCGGGUGUGCGAGGUGUGCUCGGCUUAUUUGGGUCUGCAUGACAACGAUCGGCGUCUGGCUGACCACUUUGGGGGCAAACUGCACCUUGGCUUUAUUGAAAUCCGUGAGAAGCUGGACAAACUGAGAAAAGCCGUUGUUGAGAAACAGGAAAGAAUGAGAAUGAAGAGAAGAGAGGAGCGUGAAAGAGAAGAUGAAAAAGAGAGACAGUGGGAGAUAGAGCGACUACGAGAGAGGGAGCGCGAAAGGGAACGAGAGUGGGAGAGAGAACGCGAAAGGGAGCGGGAGAGGGAGCGUCGGCGAUCAAGAUCUCGAAGUGGAGACCGAUACAAAGAUGGGGGAAGUUCAUCCUCUCAUCGUUCAAGACGCCACCGUUCCUCUCGAUCCAGAGAAGAAGGCAGCGAUCGGGACAGAGAGAGAGAGAGGAAGCAUCGCCACAAGGACAGACACCGUUCACGUUCCCAUUCUCACAGGCACAAAAGGAAGAGGUCUUCCAGAGAGAGAUCGUCUCACACCCGCGACAGAGAGCGAUCCGGCUCCCCAGAGAGAUUACGAGAGGGCGAACAAGAGGGGUGGCGUGAUGGCAGGCCGGCUGAGUGCAGAGACUGGGAAGAAAGAGGGAGGUCUACCUCCCCCGACACGGCCAGGGACAACAGGGAACGAGAGCGAUCCGUGUCGUGUGAGAGGGACCGCCGCUCCAGCUCUGAAGAGAGGGAGUCGGGGGAGAUAUGAACAAGAGGAGGGGGGGGGGGACUCCUUCCGAGUUUAAUUUAGAAAUAUAUUUGUUUUGUAAAAGGAGCAUGGAGAAUUGCAAGCAUUGGAGCGUGUAUGUUUUGGAAGUGGGACAUGUACAGUAGUGUCUUAGCAGGUGUAAGAUGGAACCUUGCUUUGGGGAUGAGGGAACAACUUUACCAGUGGCAGUCAACUUAACAUGCUAAUUUGUAAAAUAGACUAUUAAAUGUGAUAAAAGGAUGAUGAAGUCAGAGGAAGGCCCCAGUGCAUUUUAAGCUAUCAUUUUUGUGAAGCCCCAAAUGCUACAUGAGGUCGCCUGCAGAGGGCAGCAGCUUAUAAUGCUUCCAUCCUGAAAAAUCAUUCAACAUUUUCAAUAAGUGUUUUAAUACCGAAUCCUUUUCUUUUAUACACUCGGCCCAUUUUAUUAGGUACUACUAAGUGUAUUUGUUGGGCUGUUGGUAAAUGUGACUGCAUGCCAACCUAAUGUUAUUCACACUGCUGACGCAACAACUGAAGAAUGUUUUUAAUCAUUUGAGCUGCUGCCAUGUGAUAAGAUGACUACGUUUAAAA
This is a messenger RNA of Thalassophryne amazonica, 2278 nucleotides long. Its product is annotated as LUC7 domain-containing protein. The transcript is spliced from 10 exons. Gene Ontology annotation, biological process: mRNA splice site recognition. Gene Ontology annotation, cellular component: U2-type prespliceosome; U1 snRNP. The record is from RefSeq and is a predicted model, not a curated record. Gene Ontology annotation, molecular function: mRNA binding. Bases 419 to 1708 code for a protein of 429 amino acids. Lineage: Eukaryota; Metazoa; Chordata; Actinopteri; Batrachoidiformes; Batrachoididae.